CUUCCUCGCACAAAACACAAACUAGAUAAGUAUCUUCCACGCCCCUCAUUUGCACAACACAAUUACAUACUAUAAGUAAAUCUUUUCCAACACACUGAACUUAUACGAAUGUAAACAGAGGUUGAUACGCUUGACUAACGAAAUGGAUAGUUUGCCUAAGCGCGACGCAAACUACGUCCCUUUGAGCCCCAUCACGUUCCUGCAGAGGGCUGCCUCUGUCUAUGCGGACCGCACCUCGCUUGUGUACGGCAACACCAUCUUCACCUGGCGGCAGACAUACGAGCGCUGCUGCCGGCUCGCCGCCGCCCUACAACAACUCGGCGUCAUGAAGAAGGACGUCGUGUCCGUUCUUGCGCCCAACACGCCGGCGCUAUACGAGAUGCACUUCGCCGUGCCCAUGGCCGGCGCGGUGCUCAACGCCAUCAACACGCGACUGGACGCCACCGCCGCAGCUGGCAUCAUCAAGCAUGCCGAUCCCAAGCUUCUUUUCGUGGACUACCAGUACAUGUGCCUGGCUACCGAGGUACUUAAAGGCAUUAGGGACGGCGAGGCGGCUGGCAGUAUCUCACCAUUGCUUGUGGUAAUCGACGACCUCAACAAGCCGGAGGAAACGAGAAUAGGCGAGCUCCACUACGAGCAGUUGGUGGAAAGGGGCGACCCAGAGCAGCGACCACCGCGCUCCGUCGACGACGAGUGGGACGCUAUCACGCUCAACUACACCUCCGGCACGACAAGCUCGGCUCUCAAGGGCGUCGUGUACAGCCACCGUGGCGCGUACCUGAGCACCGUGGGCCUCCUACUCCAGUGGGGGGUCGGGAGCGAGCCCGUGUACCUAUGGUCACUCCCCAUGUUCCACUGCAAUGGGUGGACCCUGACGUGGGGCGUGGCUGCGCGGGGCGGCGUCAAUGUCUGCAUCCGUACGCCGGCGGCUGACGACAUGUACGCUGCCUUGUCUGCCCACGGUGUUACGCACAUGUGCGGGGCGCCGGUGCUACUUAACAUCCUUGUGGAGGCACGCCGAGAACCGUUACUCCACGCCGUGGAGGUGCUAACUGGUGGCGCGCCGCCACCGGCGGCGCUUCUCGAACGCGUCGAGCGGCUGGGCUUCAACGUCACGCACGCCUAUGGCAUGACGGAGGCCACCGGCUCUGCCAUGGUUUGCGAGUGGCGAGAGCGGUGGAACACCCUGCCAACAUCCACGCGCGCGCGCCUCAAGGCUCGGCAAGGGGUGAGCGCGCUCUCCCUCGCGGACGCCGCCGUCGUGAACAACAUCGACACCAUGCAGAGUGUGCCCAGGGACGGCACCGCCCUUGGCGAGAUCAUGCUCCGCGGCAACAGUAUCAUGAAAGGGUACUAUAAGGAUACCGCCGCAACGGCGAGCGCGUUUCGCGGUGGGUGGUUCCUGACGGGUGAUGUAGGUGUGGUGCACCCGGACGGAUACGUUGAGAUCAAGGACCGAUCCAAGGACGUGAUCAUCUCCGGCGGCGAGAACAUCAGUAGCGUCGAUGUGGAGAUGGCGUUGUACCAGCACCACGCGGUGCGGGAGGCGGCGGUAGUGGCCAUGCCGCAUCCGCACUGGGGCGAGACGCCGUGCGCAUUUGUGGCGCUGGAGCCGGGGUUCUCCUGCCUUGGCGAGGUCACGGAGGAGGACAUUAUCUUGUUCUGCCGUGAUAAAAUGCCGCAUUUCAUGGUGCCGCGGAAGGUUGUUUUCGUGGACAAGCUGCCGACGAACUCCACGGGGAAGGUGCGGAAGAUUGAGCUGCGCCAGAGGCUGCACGGAUGUAGCCAAAGUGCUCCGGGUGACAGCAGGCCCGGCUCGGCUUUGGCCGGCAAAGCCAGGCUUUGAAGUUCAGUUCACGCUAGUAAUAGGACUAGCACUGCCAGGUAGAAACUACAAUGGCUGGCAAUAGCAAAAAAAGACAUCGCAGUCUUCAAGCACCACAAAGCUUCAUGAGAGCAUCUCCAGACGCGCCCCAGCAGGCCCCAGAGCGACUUUUUUGCUCCGGCGCCAAAAAAAAAUCCCGGUCGCGCCCCCAAGACGCUAAAAUCCGCCGGCUCGGCUCUUUUUGGGCCCGGCGCACCCAGGCUGAACCGAGCGCACUGGGGGGCACUUGGGGGCACUUGGCGGAAGGGAAAAGAGUAUCUGGGCCACCACUGUCAGGCGAAAACGCAUCUUUGCACGUCCAGAUUCGUCCACCGCGCGCGCGCCCUCCCGCCGCCUUGCCGAUCCCGGCGCCGACCACCCCUCGCCAUCGCUAGAUAGACCAUUCCCCCGAGUCUAACAAAACUCUGUAGAGGAUGUUGUAAAACGGAAGAGAAGACGUUUGUAUGAGAUGGGUUAAAAGCACAAAAACUUGCGAUCCCAAGGUCUGUGAAUUACCUGAAUUUUUUGUUUAUAAGAUGGGAAUUUGAAUAUUGAAUUUGUAAAAGCUUUGGCAUAAAUGAUCUAGGAGAAGAAAUAUGGCAUGCUCGGCUUCUUACUUCAAAUAAAAUUAUUCGUCCUGAGAAUUAGUGAAAAAAAUCUGUAAGGAGUGCUAGAUAGGCUAGAAAGAAGAAACGCCUACAUAUGCUAUGCUGGUCAAUUUUCUAUUUGGAUUUUUUUUAAUUUUUUGUGUUUCUUUUUUUUUUUGACCGGGUACAUAUGAGCCUGGGCAACAAAACGCUGCACUAGGACAUGAAAAUCCGCUUCUGCGCCCAGGCUCAUCACUUUUUUAAGCAGUUGAAUACAUGGUUUCUUGCCCUGUUCCUGGGAUCAUUUUAUCAAAGCC
Molecule: messenger RNA, 2768 nt
Organism: Triticum dicoccoides
Lineage: Eukaryota; Viridiplantae; Streptophyta; Magnoliopsida; Poales; Poaceae
Product: benzoate--CoA ligase, peroxisomal-like
Exons: 2
Coding region: 143-1846 (567 amino acids)
Source: RefSeq, a predicted model, not a curated record